AUGUCUCUCUGUGACGACACACUCCUGUGUAAUUUCCCUAAGUGUCGGAUCAAGCUGAGUGGCUUUGCCUGGGUGACGGCCUGCUCUCAUGUUUUCUGCAAUCUGCACGGGUCGGGCGAGUUAAGCCGCUGUCCUGCUAUCUGCCCGGCCUGUGGCUCUGCCCUGUCUGGGAAGCUUGACAUCGCGAGGAAAGAGCUGUCACCCUCCGAGGGCUACAAGGCCAUGGUCCUGGCAGGUCUGCGACCGGACAUCAUUCUGGACAUCAGCUCCCGUGCCAUGGCAUUUUGGAGCUACCAGGUCCAGCAGGAACACAUGUAUCAAGAAUACAACCUGUCUCGGGCUGAAGCACAGGUGAAGCAGAUGGAGAAAAUGCUGACACAGCAGAACCAGAGCAGAGAACUGGAGAUGAGCGCCAUGAGGGGGGAAAUCGUCUCCCUGAAGAAAGUGAUGGAGGAGUACAAAAAGAAGUACAGUGAAGUGUCUGAGAGGCUAAUGGAGAGAAACAGACAGUGCCAGAAGCUGCAGGGGCUGUACGACUCGCUGAAGCUGAGGAACAUGGUGGUGGGUGCCGGUGACAGAGAAAUGCCACCACCACCACAUCAGCACCCAGACUUUCCCGCUGGGCCGGCUCGGCAGGCCACGCCCCAGAGGAGCCCGCUCUUCUUCUCCUUUGGCCCCGAAGCCGAGGGUCGAGUCUUCUCCUGCCCGGAAGCCGAGGGAGGAAAAAGCUUCCAGUUCAGCUCUCCUGCCAGGGAUAAAAGCUGGCCCUUCAACAACAAGCACUGA
Messenger RNA from Salarias fasciatus (jewelled blenny), 786 nucleotides. It is a transcript of the gene ccnb1ip1, whose product is annotated as cyclin B1 interacting protein 1. Gene Ontology annotation, biological process: reciprocal meiotic recombination. Bases 1 to 786 code for a protein of 261 amino acids. NCBI's taxonomy places the organism in Eukaryota, Metazoa, Chordata, Actinopteri, Blenniiformes, Blenniidae. Gene Ontology annotation, molecular function: ubiquitin protein ligase activity. Gene Ontology annotation, cellular component: synaptonemal complex. The record is from RefSeq and is a predicted model, not a curated record. The transcript has 4 exons.